CCAGUACAAACAAAACAAACGAACAUUGGAGAAAAGUGGCAAAUUUCAGUGACAAUUUUAGUCAGUGAAUAAUUGUAUAGUAGCUAAGAUAUGGAACGGGACGAAUCUUUGUUGAAACGAAAGCGCAACAAACGAAAGCGCAAAAGUCAAACAACACGGAUCUAUCGCAAAAUGGAGCAAGAGGUACAAUUGCUGCUUUCUCACAGCAACAGCAAAAGUCACAUUGGAGGAGAGCAGCUUGCUGUUGAUUUAGAGUUGCGCUCGCUAGAAUUCUUCCAUGGCAGCGGCAUCAGUGAAUUGAAUUCAAUUCAAACGGACCAUAAUAAAAGUGCCGAUGAGGAUUCAAUAGCAACUGGCGGCGGCACAAGACAAGCCGUGAGUUUGGCAGCUACUUUCAUAGCCAUAGAUCUCUCCGAUUCGCCGGUGGUCAGUGCCUGGUUGUAUCAUCAACGGCACUUCUAUGACAACGGUCAACUCUAUGUGCCAAGCUCUAUGUGGUUGCAUGUACCGCUGCAGAUCCGCGACUGUGGGCCCCAACUGAGCCGUGCCCAGAUUCGCAUGUUGAAUCGCUACCAAGAGGAGGCCAAGGGCAGCGGUAAAUGCAAGCUGACUCCGAGAUUCGUGGCGCUGCUUACAGAGAAUGCGUCGGCAACGGGUCGCUUCACAAUCGAUGCGACGCUUUAUCGCAGCAAUUACGGCAGACGUUUCAAAAGCAUUUUCCUUGCCCCGACGCCCGUGCAACAGUUUCAUGGUCUGCCUAAUCGUCGUUGCCUCUGGCUGUGCUUGAAGCAAUUGCGUUUUAGUGCACAUCCCCAGGUGCUGGAAGAGCAUCGACAGGCGCAGCACCUGGAGGAUCUCUACGAUUUGUACAUGCAGCAUGUGAACAAUCAGAUCUGCCGCAAGCUGAGCCAAGAGUUACAGAUGGCACGUCACAUUGUGGCACGACUGCUCAACGCAAAUGAACAGCAAAAGUCGUCGGAACAGUUGGCUGCACACAUCCAACGCCAACUGCGCUUGGUCCACCAGCUGCGCACUCGCUUCUACGCCGAGUCGACAGCACAGCGAACGCUACUCCAACGACUGCUCACGCAAUGGGCCCAGCUGAAGGAGCUGCGACGCCGACAGCGGUUUCAAUGCACACGUUUCCAGCUGAGUCUGCGCUUGGUGCAACCUCCGGAUCUGGACGCUGCUUACACCGCUUGGAAGCAGCGCUUCGAAACGGAUCUGGCCGAAGUUUAUCGCGAGCACUUGGAGGCAUACUACCGACGUCGCCGCUUGUGGCAAAGCGGGGAACAUUCAAGCACACAGCGCCUGAAACCGCCGCGUAAGCCACAAUUUGCCGAGAUUAUGGAAACUCUGAAGGUGCAAUUUGAACGCGCCUUUCAGGAUCCGGAGGAGCCGUUGGUGCAUGUACAACAAGUGAUCGUUGAUGAGUCAGCCAUCAAAGUGCAGUCCAACAAGGAGGAGCAGUCGCAAAAGAGCCGCAACUACUAUCUGAAAAUCUAUCUGGACACCCAAUUUGUGGCCCAGACACGCAGCUAUCGCCUGGAGCCGGAUCUCCAUGUCCACAUGAAUGAGACCAUCGGUGUUCUGCUUGACCGAUCGAUGCCUCAGUUGCUCAACAUUUGGCUCUACGAGAAGUCGUCGGUAACGUCACAUAGUCGCCGCUUGGCACUGAUAAGCACAUCAUUGGCGGGGGAGCAGCGGCGGCAGAAACUUAGCUUUCAGGUUGAGUCAUCCUCGGGUGGAGUGCGUCCCAGGUUGGCGGGAGAUCUCCACGUGCAGCUCGACUAUCGAAACACAGAUGGUGCCGGUGGCAGCGAACUAGAUGACAUUCAAAUCCUGCCUGAAGCGUUGCGUCAAACAUUGCUGCCCAGCAAAUUGCCAGCAUGGCCAAAGAAUGCUGAGAACACUCCGGCAACGCCUAGACCACCAAGUCAGCGAAGGAAACCCGCGGAGCAGCAACAGCACUCGCCACUCGUGUUUGCCGAGCAGCAGCUGCAGCUGUGCAGCGUGGAGGCGCUGCUGGCGAAUCGUCGCUUUCAGCUGCUGCACUCGCGGCAUCAGCAACGGAACCUGCACACCAAGCAGCUGCGCUUUGUGCCCGCUCUGGAGCAUGAAAUUCCUGUAGUCGAAGAGCAACCGCUUGAUAGUUCGGGACAACUGCUGGAUCCUGGCACCAACUGGAACCCGAUAGAUCUGCACAAGCAUCGCGGGCGCAAGUAUCUGCAGUUGCUGUACGAGACGAUCACCAGCCAGUGUGCACAGCGUGCCAAGUCUCUGCAAAGGGCGCGUCCUCUCCUGCAGCUGCUUGACAACAGCUUUGGCCUGGAGCACACGACUGGCUGGACUGCCCUCUGGCGCGCCUUGUGCGCCUUCUUCACGCGCCAAGCGACGACAACGGCGCCACGAAUCCGUGAACCCGCCAGGCCAACACAGUUGCCGCCAUCGCAGCCAGAAACGCUGAGUGGAGCGCGGCAGUUCAAUGUGUCACUGCAUGUGGUGCGGGCAACCGGAGUUCCGGCGCGUAGUCGCCACAUACUCAACGUGGAGCGUCAGGAGAGACGUCGCAGCAGCGAUCUGAGCGCCAGUCUCUUUGUCACGCAGACUUUGAUGUACUCCAAUGUGCGUCCCUUUGUCACGCUGAGCUACGGCCAGCGAUUGAGCCGCAGCAGCACGGCUGAGGGCUCGAAUCCCACUUGGAACGAGCAGCUGCAGCUGCAGCUGACCGGCGAACCGCAUGAGUUGGCGGAAGACAUCAAGAUCAGUCUGUUCGAUGAGCUCAUCGAGCAGCAGUACACGGAUGAGGCAGCCGAUGUCUAUCAGCGGGUGCAGUGCAAUUGGCUGGGCGAAUAUCGCAUACCAAUCAGUCGCCUUUUGGCCAAUCGCAAGUUCGAGGGCUGCAUUGAGCUGUGCAUGCCCAAGGUGCUGGUGGGCUACAAGCGACCACUAAUCGAUUCGGUGACCAACAUAUCUAUCGAACAGUAUCCCGAGUUCAAGGAGAGCGUCCACCUCUGGUUCUAUUUGAGCAUCGAGCCCGGCUGCGAGUUGACGCCCAUUCAAGCUGGCGGUCUUGCCUGCGCCGAGCUGCCACAGCUGCAGCAAUUUCUGGUCGAGCGUCGCCUGGAAUUGCAGCAGCUGUUGCCACAGGCGCAGCAGCGCUAUGUGGAUCCAUUGGUCUGCACGUCGCAGGGCAAGCGCGUCUGUCUGACACGUCUGCUGGAGCCGGUGCCACUGCCCCCAGCACUGACGGCGCCAACCAGCGAUCAGCUGGUGGAGAUCCUUUGCCGCUUUGUUUCGUUGCUGUGCCCGUUGCGCAGCCAGUUGGAUGCUUGCCACAGCUUUCAGGGCGUCUGGCUGGACAAUCAGACGCUGCUCGACAGCACCUGGUGCUCGAUCAAGGAUCUGGGUGUGCUGCUCUGCAACUACCUGCUCACCCUGGGGAUCGAGUGUUGGCUGCUGCUCGGCUUCGCCUGCCCCUACGGCGAAUGCACGUUCGUCAUCUAUCGACACCCGGACAGCGCUGAGCUGCUGCUGCUCGCACCAUCUACAGGCAAACGCUACCAGCUGCAGGAUGUUUUCUGUCCCCUGACACGAGUCCAUUGUAUGGUGGGGCAAGACAACAUCUAUUUCAACAUACAGAGUGAGUCACGCGUCAGCAUGACGAAUUUCAACAUACUCGAUGGCGCCUGCUGGUUGCCGUUGUUCAACAAACACCAGCCAGCGCCUCAGGGUGGCGUCCAUCGUCUGGACUAUGCCUACAAGCGGAGCUAUGAUCUGCGCCAGCUGCAGAAGCAAAUCGAGCGCAAGAUCAUGAAGAAAAUUGCCGCUUGGCGCAGCACACGCAAAACCAUUUGGAAUCGUGCCUUCCAGACGCGUCUACAGCGGAUUUUAAAAGAUAUGGAGAACCUAGCCACCUACUCCGGCAGCCGCUACGAUGAGCCCGCGUACAGUGAGGAACUGGAGCGAGAGUAUCCCAACUUCAGGCUCUACGGCUUUACCAUCAACUUUCCAUAUACCAACCUUACUGCCAUAUCGGAGCGCAUUCGAACCACUUGCAUUCACUAUAACAACAAUGCUUUGGUCGAGUUCUGUGUCGCGGUGCACGUUAAGGCCUAUGCUAACGAUGUGCUCUCUGUGUGGGUCUUCCUGCUGUCCAUAGUGCCAUUGGUUGCCUGAACGCAACUGCAACUACAAUUACAACUACAACUACAAAUACAACCGCAACUACGUAUCGCAACGCUAUGAAUCAAUGUACGUCCAAAAACAAUGUCGAAAGAUACUACCUGACUGACGUUUGCCUCUACUGAUAAAGCAGCCGGGUGUCUUCAUAGAUAAUGCUAAUCAAUAAAAAAUAACUAUGAUCCCUGCCCCCGAUUGUACUCCUGACUUCGGAUCACCCGAUGGCAU
Drosophila sulfurigaster albostrigata is the source of this 4410-nucleotide messenger RNA. RefSeq names its product coiled-coil and C2 domain-containing protein 2A (gene Cc2d2a). The coding region runs from base 91 to 4179 and encodes 1362 amino acids. NCBI's taxonomy places the organism in Eukaryota, Metazoa, Arthropoda, Insecta, Diptera, Drosophilidae. Gene Ontology annotation, biological process: protein localization to ciliary transition zone; non-motile cilium assembly. The transcript is spliced from 7 exons. The record is from RefSeq and is a predicted model, not a curated record. Gene Ontology annotation, cellular component: ciliary transition zone.